AUGAUGAUGCGUUAUACAACGGAUUUUCUAUUCAUACCACCGCCGUUGCCAGGUGUUCCUCUUCCACCAUCGCCAGAUUUACCCCUUCCUGGUCCGACAAGCCGACUAAGUCAAUCGUUGCUUCACUUGCACGUUGUCGGUUCAACGCCACAUUUCACUCCAAUCAGUGUCGGUGGCAGUCCGAUCACCUCCAACUGGAUGUGUCGCUUUCAGCGGCAAAAGUCUCCGCCAAAUGAUCUCGACACGAAAUCUCUCAUUACGGUAUUGAGAGAUAUGCGCCUUACCGAAGAACAACUAGUAGCCAACAGUUUCCCACGGUGGAAAAACGGUGACCGAACGACAGCAGUUGUAGAGCCAAGCUUUUUCGACACGAUUACGGGACGGAGGGAAUUCAUUCCAGAUGAUGAUGUACGAAUUCAUCCGUGCUGUGGACGAGCACAAGGAGUAGCCGGUUGUCAACAUUCUGACAGUCAUGUGACGGAUACCAUGCGGGAAUCUGUUUUGCUUGAAUUCCAUGCCACCCCUGAGCCGACAGGUCCAUCGGAUCCUCGAUCCGAUGCGUUUUACGCCCUCGACUGCGAGUUUGUCUACACCACAGUUGGCAAAGAAGCUGCUCGGAUUACUGUAGUGGACAGUUACGGUAACGAAGUGAUGGAUUGUGUGUUUCGACCGGAACACGAACUUGUCGAUCCGAAUACGCGAUAUUCGGGUUUGACCGUCGAAGACAUCCAAAACACCGAUCAGACGCUAAGUGAUUCCUCCCCAUCUCAAAUGAUGAUGCGUUAUACAACGGAUUUUCUAUUCAUACCACCACCGUUGCCAGGUGUUCCUCUUCCACCAUCGCCAGAUUUACCCCUUCCUGGUCCGACAAGCCGACUAAGUCAAUCGUUGCUUCACUUGCACGUUGUCGGUUCAACGCCACAUUUCACUCCAAUCAGUGUCGGUGGCAGUCCGAUCACCUCCAACUGGAUGUGUCGCUUUCAGCGGCAAAAGUCUCCGCCAAAUGAUCUCGACACGAAAUCUCUCAUUACGGUAUUGAGGGAUAUGCGCCUUACCGAAGAACAACUAGUAGCCAACAGUUUUCCACGGUGGAAAAACGGUGACCGAACGACAGCAGUUGUAGAGCCAAGCUUUUUCGACACGAUUACGGGACGGAGGGAAUUCAUUCCAGAUGAUGACACGCGACGCAGAUGCGUGCGUUGCCACGCCCAUUAUCGACUGCCACUAUGCAGAAAACGGGUCGAUUUCUGCAUACACCACGCAGAACCGGCGAUAUAUUCCUCAGAUGUACGAAUUCAUCCGUGCUGUGGACGAGCACAAGGAGUAGCCGGUUGUCAACAUUCUGACAGUCAUGUGACGGAUACCAUGCGGGAAUCUGUUUUGCUUGAAUUCCAUGCCACCCCUGAGCCGACAGGUCCAUCGGAUCCUCGAUCCGAUGCGUUUUACGCCCUCGACUGCGAGUUUGUCUACACCACAGUUGGCAAAGAAGCUGCUCGGAUUACUGUAGUGGACAGUUACGGUAACGAAGUGAUGGAUUGUGUCUUUCGACCGGAACACGAGCUUGUCGAUCCGAAUACCCGAUAUUCGGGUUUGACCGUCGAAGACAUCCAAAACACCGACCAGACGCUCAGUGAUAUUCGAGAAGUUCUCUUUGAAAUGAUCAAUUCUGAAACGCUGCUGAUUGGACAUGCCCUUGAAAACGACUUGAAAGCUCUACGAAUCGUUCAUGAUAAUGUGAUUGACACCUUCCGUUUUGUUUUCGGACUAAAUGGAGGUUCGCACCAAUGA
Messenger RNA from Cooperia oncophora, 1788 nucleotides. Lineage: Eukaryota; Metazoa; Nematoda; Chromadorea; Rhabditida; Trichostrongylidae. The record is from the annotation of a GenBank genome assembly.